This is a messenger RNA of Limulus polyphemus (Atlantic horseshoe crab), 6921 nucleotides long. Its product is annotated as trichohyalin-like. The transcript is spliced from 11 exons. Bases 245 to 3508 code for a protein of 1087 amino acids. The record is from RefSeq and is a predicted model, not a curated record. NCBI's taxonomy places the organism in Eukaryota, Metazoa, Arthropoda, Merostomata, Xiphosura, Limulidae.
GGUACGGCGGUUCUGUCAUUGUUUUGGCAGAUAUUUGCUAUUCAGUUCAAGCAAUAGCACGUGAAAAGUGUGAUGGGUAAAACAGAAUUUGGUGUAUAAUAUGAAUAAUUACCCAACAAGUCAAGAAUUUCAUGAAAUUUUAGGUAUUAAAGAAGUAAUAAACAGGGGGUUAAGUUUCAACUUAAAGCUCUAGAGUUUAGAAAGGAUUUUUGCUUAAAAACAUGAAGUGAAGGCAGCAUAUAAAAUGAAAGCAUUUCAGUGUCAAUCAGAUAAAGUGAAUGUGAUUCACUCAUCUGCUGAGUGCCAACAAGGAAAGAAAGAAAAUUUUCAAAGAAGAAAAAAAACAAAAGAAAAAUUACCUCCAAAGCCAAAAGUGCUGAGUAAAAAGGAACAAGAAGCACAAAAUUAUAGGAGAAUUAAAGAAGCUGAGUGGCUUCGUAAAGUGAUUAUGCAACACCAGCACCAACAGCAAGAAAAGGAAGAAAGAAGGCUACAGAAAGAAGCUGAGUCCCGACAAGAGUUGGAAGAGGCCAAAUUGAAUAAUUUGCAAGAUCAAGCAGCAUUACUUAUUACCAGCUCAAAGACUAGAAACACAGGUGAUGGUUCAUGGAAUAGGAAGAAAAAUCCUUCAAAGUCAGUAAAGAGGAAAGGUUGUAAUCUAAUGGACAGAACUGAAAAGCAUGUGACUGAAGCUGAUAAGAAUAUAAAAAUAGAAUUUGUUCCCCUGAGAAGAGAAAAGAAAGAAAAACAUUACUCAAUUCCAAAUACUUCUAGUAUUUUGUGUCAAGCUGCAGAACAUCACAUGGUUGAAGACUAUACUGAUAAUAGAGCAGCCACAAAGCGGCAUCUAGAGAAUGUGUUGAGCAAAAUAAGGGAAGCAAGAAACUCCAGUGAGAUUGUGAAUGAGGAGCUUGAAAACUGGAAUAAUGAUGACAGUGUUUGUCCUAUUUCUGUUUCUCCUUCGUGUAUGGAUCAGAUGGGUUGCUUUUUAGAACUGAUAAAUCAUCCAAGUGAGAAAAUAUUUAGGUUGAAUCCAUCCCAGAAGGAAUUGGAGAGAGAAAAUGCAAUCAAAAAGCAACAAGAACGUGAAAGAAAAAUGAACAUGAAUGAUCAUAUGGAGAUUCAAGCUCUUGAAGCAUAUAAUCGCAGGACGAAUUUAAUGAAUCAGAGGUUGGAAGAACAGAACAAACAAAACUAUAGAGGAAAAAACUUAUUAGGUCAUCAGAGUCAGAAUAUAAAAGGCCAGCAGAACAAGUUUUUAACACGGAAGCAGAAUGAGCAAACAAAGGCUGGAAGAACGAAGAGUUUGAAAGAAGAUGAGAAGGGACAGUUUCGCUUGGAUAGUGGUUUGGAUGCUUUAGAAGAGAUUGAUGUUGAGGACUGCCACUUUAAGGAGGAGGAAAAAGGUACAAUUGGUAGGAAUGAAACAACUCAACACUUUCAGAGGACAGAUACACCAGUUCCUUGUAUCAACAUUUGGGAAAAAAGGAAAGAAAAACAAAAUGCUCUCCAAAAUAUUAUUCAAUUCCGUGCUGAUGAUAGGAAUGUAAUGUUACAAAAGGCUACAGAAUUGAGCAAAGUCCAGGCAAUGGAGGAUGAAUGUCAUAGAUUUGAGAGACUGAAAUUAGAGAGCAAAGAAGAAUUCAAUGAUAGGGUGCAAAAUAGUGAUGCUGAAGAUCAGUAUGAAGUGAGUUUUUGUGAAAAUAGACAGAGUUCAGCUGAUUUAGGAAGUAAUAAAACAAACUCUAGUAUAGUCACAUAUAACAAAACUACAUACUCUGAUGGCACUAACAUUUCUAGGAUAGAAAAACAAAGAAUUACUAAAGGGGUUGAGCUGGAACAACAGUUUUUUGUUCCUUCUGAUGAAUUUAUGAAUAGGCAAAAUGCUAAACUUGACAAAUGGAAGAACAAUACCGUAUCUCACCUUUCAUGUGUUCUGAAUGAAGAAGAAAAUCAGUUGCAUCCUUCAUCCUAUGAGAUUUCUGAAGCAGAUGAUACUCAAAACACACUUAAAAAGUUUGAUGUGUGCUCAGUUUCAAAGAAUCCAAAAAAUAGAUACUCAACUCAAUUAGACUUGAAAGAACAAAGUUCAAGAAAUAGUAUGGUAGAAGCUAAGAUGAUUUCUGGAAAUGGGUUUUUACAGAAGGAACAUAUUGCAUGUGCAUCUGUUGAAGAUAAAAUUUCCUCAGAUUUAAUGGAUGCUCAGAGAAAUUCAUUCUUAUUAGAUACCUCAUUAGAACAAGCAGCUUCUCUUGGAAUUGUACAGAAAGAAGCUGUACACCCAUACAGAAAGCUACUUUCUAGUGACACUUGUUCUAUUCAUGAUGCAAAAAAAGUGGAAAAAUUUCACCAGAAUAUGCAGUUUCCAGUUGGUGUCAAUAUUGUUCAAGGAGAAGAAAAGUUCAAAGAGAUGGGAAGUUUUAAAACCAACAUUUCUGAUAUAGGUUUAGAUGUACCAGUGACUAACCCAUAUUUUGAGAGUGGAUCUUGUAUACCAUUUUCAUCCCAAUCAGGAUGGGAAAAUUUUAGCAUGAUGGGCCAACAGUAUCUCCAGAACCAGCUGUUCUUGGAGAUUGCUAUGAGGUGUUUUCUCUUAAAUCAGAUUCCUUAUGUACAAGCACAUCAGGCAAUGCCUCCCAAUAUUGUCUCACUCCAUAACUUGUUCCCACAGGUAUUGAAUAAUCAAGAGGUGGGAAACCAGUGGGUUAAAGGAAACUCCCAUACUUCAUUAUUAAGUCCAUACCAGUCAAAUGAUAUUCCACCUACUGAUACCUCUGUUGUUAAACCAAAAGUGCAACCAGUUGUUGAGCAUUUGCAUCAGAUACCUGAUGAUGAUAAGAUGUUUAAUGCUUCUUCAUCACCACCUGGGUUUGGAAAGAAUAUGGGUGUUUUAGUAAAUAAAAUACACUUCUCUAGAGGUACAGUGGAGAGUGAAAUGCAAAACAAAACUUCAGAAGCAAUUUUAUCUGAACAGCGUAGAAAAAGUAAUUUUAAUUUAGAACAGAUUAAUUCACAAACUCAAGAGGAAAUUAUGAAAGAAGAUAUUUUUCACAAUUCUAAAAAUUCUAAUUUUCCAUCACAACCAGCUUUUGCUAAUGCACUCGGACAAUUCAAAGGACGUGGGAGAGCAAGAUUAUCAAAGAAUGUAGAAAUUAAGCAAAAAUUGAGAAAUCCUGGAUCUGAUAGUUUCAAUUUGUCUUCUCAUGCUUUCUCGUCCUGUAAUAGAUUAAUUACAGAAGAAAAUAUUUCAGCCUUUAACCUGGAGAAGCAAGAUCGAUCUUUGAUAGAUAGAAAAGCUAAUUGUCCACUGCCUCAAGGUAAUGUUUCGAAGAAAGAAACUCGAGCAGCAAGAGUUCCUGAAAUACAGCAGCAACUUGUAGAAGCAGUUCCAGCACCACCAAGAAACCCUCGGCUUUUAGUAAGAUGGCAAAAAGAACUACAACUUAAUGCCAGAGCUUUAGCAUCACAAAAAUACAGAUGUUAUCAAGAAAACAUCCAAAAUUUCUAAUUAGAAAUUAUGACCAUUUUCAUUAUUAGCUUUAUAAAUAAUGGCCAGAAGAAGUCAUUGAUAAUUUUUUAUCUUGUUUUUUAAUUCUCAUUUCUUUUAUUUUGAGAGAUACUCAGAUAUUUUUGAUUAAAAAUCAUGGUUUAUUUUUUCCUGUAUUGUUUUUCAUUUCAUGGUAGAAAUGUGUUGGGUGUUUCAAAAGUCACAUACAGUCAUUUGGUGUGUUGGAAUAACAUUAUGGUCACACUUGGAACAAAAACAAUUCUCAAAAAUCAUAAUCAAACAGUUUUAAACAAAUCAUUUCAAUGUUUAUAUAGUCUUCUGCAUGAUCAAAUUGGUCUUCACACAGACUUUCACAACAUUGUGUCCUUGGAUGUCUAAAUACAGCCAUCUCAAUAGUAGAAGUGACUUUUUAAACACUCAGUAUUUUAGAUUAACUAGCAAUCCACUUGUGAUUUUUUUACUGGGUAUUUGUACAUUUUUUUGUUGUUUUUAUAAAUCUCUUAAUCAUACCCACCUGCAUGAAGUCAUAGAUUUAUCAUUGUAUGUAUCACUGUCACAUAAAAUAAUACUGGUUUUACAGUAUCAGUGUGUAAGACAAUAGUUUCACUGUAUGGUAAUGUUUUGUACAGUUUUUUAAAUGAAGAUAGCAAACAGCUGUUUAUGUUUAAUUAGAUAUUAUUAUUAAUGAGUCUAUCUCUAAACAAAGUUCAUAUUAUUUUUAUAUAAUAAAUGUCAGAAAUUUACUUCAGUAUGUUGUUUAAAAGUUAUUUUUUUGACACAUUUAUUCAGAUCUAAUGUGUUUCACAAUUUAUCAUAAGAUUAUGAAAAACAUGUUUCCCUGUAAAGAUAGGUUUACCUCUUUUUGAACAGCAUUAACAUAGUCUUAAGUUUAUCUUAAUAACAUUUUCAUUCCUUUUAUCAUAAGGUGAAGAUUUCUUUGCUUCCAGACUUUCCAAAACAAGAAAGUUUUGCUAUAAAAUAUUUGGACCACUUUGUGAUAUAUAAAGGUACACUAUAGGUCAAAAGUUUGAAAGCAAAAAAUGAUGUACAGAGGGACUGGGCUGAAUAUAUUGUUAUUUUUCAUCACUAAUUCCUGGACUACUAGAGUAUUUGUCUUCCUGAACAAACAACUGUCUUUUUAAAAAAAGGUAUUGGAGACAUUGAUGAAGAAGUUGUUUUAUAAGUUUACUGGCAGCUCAGUGUGUACAACUGUGAGGAUGUUUAUUGCCUGAUAUGGGGUAAAAGGUUGACACAUUUACCUGUUUGUAUAUGCAAAACGGUAAGAAUGUAGAAGAAUGAACAAUAUUGUACUCACCCCCAUGUAUAUCAGUUGAUGCUUCCAAACUUUUGACCUGCAGUUUAUUUGUUGUAAGAACUAAACAUGGCAGUAUAUGCAAAUAUUGUGAUACUUUAUGUUGAUAUGGUAAAGAUAUUCAUGUGAUUAGUUACAUUGUAGUGAUGUACUAACAGAAUGUGAAAGGAUGUCAAUUUAUUAUAUUUAAUGCAGGUGAUAGGUAAAGUUCUUAUAGGCCUCAUCUUCUCUAGUGUAUGAUUGUGAAAAUUGCGUUCUGUGCACAAACCAAAAAAAUGAGUUAUUAGUGUAAUUACUGUAAUAUAACCUAAGUUUAUGUUUUUGUAUAUUCAGUCCUUUUUAUUUUUUGUCUUUGAAAACUAAUUGCACACUUUAAAUAAUACAUUAAUUUCAGAUCCCAGUUUUGGUUUUUUGCUAGUACUAAAGUGCCAAUUAUGAAUGGAUACAAAACAACAAAGAAGGAGUGAAGAUGGUUAAACAUAUAGAUUAAUGUGUCUUAUAAUGAGAAGAAUAGUCUGGGUUGAUUAAGUACAUAGUUUAAGGUAUAAUAAUUGAUUGUUUAUAAGAUAGUUACUACUAUGUUACUUGGCUUCAAACAAUUUUUAUGUUCUGCUAGAUGAGAAGUUUACCAGCUUCUUUCUUUACAACGUUGUAUUUGAAGUAGAAAAUUACUCCAAAACAGCUGUAAAUGUUAUUUUUUUUACAAGACUUGUAUAAAAACCAUUUAAAUUGAAAUAACUCAAUUGUUUAAGCACAGUUAUAAAUGUCUUGGUCCAUACCAUCCUUGUUUCUUCUAACAUAGCACUUAGAUCCAUCUUGAGGUAUGAAUGCAUAAUAUAAGCCAACUGAGUUUUGUUAAAAAUUCCUGCUACCUUAUAAUAGAAGUAAGGAUUCUCAAAGUUUCUCCAUUGAACUGUUAUGCAGGAUUUGUGUAUUAUAUAUUGUUAUUAAGAUUGCUCAAUCUGGAGACAUUUGUUGGGGACUUUAUUUUAUUGUUUGGCUUAUUAGAUUGAUUAAUUUGAUAUCAAACUUUUACUUGUAUAGAACAUUAAAAUGCACACUGGUCAUGAAAGGUUUAAACCUUGAAUAAUUUAACAAAUUUAUAUUAUGUUAUUUUGUCAGUGGUCUUCUGAUAUUUAUAAUGUUAUGGUAUCCAAUGGAAAUUUAAAAAGAUAUAUUAUUACGAGGAGAUAAAAAAUAUAGAUUUGAUCAACUUAUUGAAAACUUAGAUAUCAUUUAUUGGAUUUUUUGUAUUCAACAAACUGUUGGGUAGUUUUCAAAACAACAUUGUUAUGGGAGAAGUAUUAGAGACAGCGUUUAAGAAGACCUUCAAUACUUGCCUUUAGGAAGAUCCUAUAAAAGAGAUUUAAGCUUUCAAUAGGAUUUUGCAUUACAUAUUUUUUGUCUCCUCAUCACUAAUGAACACAAUAUAAUGCUGUUAUUAAGUAACAGAUUACCAUGGUUUGCCUGAAUGCAUGGCCAUUGGCCAAGUUUACUUUAUAUUGUAUUAGGUUGUCAUUAUGUGUUUUCUUCUAAAACUUUAGCUUGUUUGUUAAACAUUUUCUUUAUGGAAACAGAAAUAUUAUCCUAAUAACAAUGAUUUAUAGCAAACUGUCUUAAAUAUACAAAGUUGUAUAUAGCAAGAGACAGUUAAAUAAAAACAUUUAAUAUUUUGGUCUGUAUUAGUUCAAUUUAUUGAUUACUUUCCCUAUGAAAGGUUCUUUCUCCAAUGGGUAUAAUUCAACUAGGCCAAAGCUAUGUUAACUUUUGUUUUAGUUUCAUUUUUUCAUUACCAAAGAUUUUACAACAGAUGAACAGUUCCAAUUUAGUUAUGUUCAUUGACUCAGUACUUUUGACAGUAUGAUUAUUUUGUAAACUACUGUGUUAUUAAUGUGUGAUUUUAUUUGAAGGUUAAAAAAGCUAAUAGUAAAUAUGAUCUAUUAGAUUGUAACACCCAUAAAGUGCUUACUUGUAUUAAGUAACUAUUUUGAACUCAAAAUGAAGCAGGAUUUUUGUUUGUUUGUUACUAAACUACUUUUUUGCAUAUAAACCUGAUCAAUGAAGAAGAAAAUUCAAUAUAUUUUCUUCCAGAUACACUCAG